This is a messenger RNA of Rhizoctonia solani, 495 nucleotides long. RefSeq names its product LSM domain-containing protein. The transcript has 2 exons. Bases 1 to 495 code for a protein of 164 amino acids. The record is from RefSeq and is a predicted model, not a curated record. Lineage: Eukaryota; Fungi; Basidiomycota; Agaricomycetes; Cantharellales; Ceratobasidiaceae.
AUGAGCCACUCGAUCUUUCCUCCAAACACUGGACCCAAACUGCCUCCAGAUUUUAGUUCGCUCGUUAUUCAAGGUCCUUACCCGCCCUCUGCGCCUAUCCACCUCUGCCUAUCUCACCUCCAAUCAGGGCCCAAGAGCAACAAGGCCGUCCUGAUUUCUUCGUCCUCUAAGCAUCUUUCAUCCCAGCUCGAAGAAUACAGCGAUCUAUGGCUUCAUGAACAUGCGAUGAGCGGAGCUAUAGCCGAACAUCUCCACCAAACUGAUAUAUUGUACGUCGACGCACUAACCCUCCCUUCCUCAAGUGGACCCAUUAAUCCCAUGUACCAGCUAUCCACCAACGCACAAACACCUCCGUCUACUCUUGGCACGACUCCGGGCAUACUCCACCCCAUCCUCCAAAGUCGAUAUAAAGGCAUGCGUAUCUCGGGUCCCGACGCUUUUAGUCCUGCACGAACUGUCGGGGUACUUUUUAGCAGGGACGAUCCUGAACUGUGA